Molecule: messenger RNA, 1266 nt
Organism: Impatiens glandulifera
Lineage: Eukaryota; Viridiplantae; Streptophyta; Magnoliopsida; Ericales; Balsaminaceae
Exons: 8
Coding region: 316-1020 (234 amino acids)
Source: RefSeq, a predicted model, not a curated record
CCUUCACCAAUUAGGUUCAACUACUCUCUAUCUAUUGCAGAUUAUCAUCAAAAGGAGGAGAGAAAAGAAAAGAAGAGAAAAGAACCAUUCUUGAAGAAAUUUCUCUCUUUCUCUCCGCGUCUGCUCAGCCCGUUUGCGCGUUUUUCUUGACAUUUCCAUUCCAACCCAAUAACCGGAGAAUCAGUCUUUCUCAUCUCUAAUAACAUAAAUUGAUCAUCAUUUCCAAACUUCAACAACUAUUUCCUUGAUUGAGAGCUGAAAAACCCUUGUUCCAGACUUCAACAACUGUUUCAUUGAUCUGAUUCGACAGUAACAAUGAUGCCGAAUUGGGAGCUGAAAAACUGCUGUCAGCGCGAUCAGACUGCCUUCCUCAUCACCAUUGGCAUCUUUUUCCUGGUUAUACUCUUGUUAUGGAGGACAUUCGUUUUGACACCAUUUAAACUCAUUACUGUGUUUCUUCAUGAGGUGAGCCACGCAAUUGCGUGUAAGCUGACAUGUGGUCACGUCGAGGGUAUUCAGGUCCAUGCAGACGAGGGCGGGGUAACACAGACAAGGGGUGGAAUCUAUUGGCUCAUAUUACCUGCUGGAUAUCUUGGAUCAUCAUUCUGGGGAAUGGUCUUUAUCCUUUCAUCUACAAAUCUUCUAACCACAAGAAUUGCUGCUGGUUGCUUUGCUAUUGCACUACUUAUUGUGCUAUUUGUCGCUAAAAAUUGGACCCUUCGAGGACUUUGCAUAGGAUUUAUCGUAUUCCUUGCUGUUAUAUGGCUUUUGCAAGAGUACACGAAAGUUAAAAUCCUUCGAUACAUCAUUCUCUUCAUCGGUGUAAUGAAUAGCUUGUUUUCUAUAUAUGAUAUCUAUGAUGAUUUGAUUUCUCGAAGAGUGAACUCGAGUGAUGCUGAAAAGUUUGCUGAAUUAUGUCCAUGCCCUUGCAAUGGUGUUGCAUGGGGAGUUAUAUGGGGAAUGAUCUCUUUAAUAUUUCUCUCAAUAGCUAUUUAUCUUGGACUUGUCAUCUUGUCUUGAGGGCUUCAUUUAUUCACAUGAUUAGAUUCAGAAUAUCAUUGUAAAAUUUUCCUACUUCUUCAAAGAUUAUGUAAAUCUUUCGAUUCUUUUGACCAUAAUAUUUAUAUUGGAGAAUGGAGAUGAUCCAUAUUUCUUCUCAAAUUCUAUAUUUAUUUAUUUGUAAAAAUUGAACUGUGCAUUCCAAUGAAAAAAAUCUACCCUUGUUUGGAAUAGGGAUUUUUGGUAUUAAUCUAACAUCCAUUUUAU